UAAUAAGCUCUUUGUGUGUGUGUGUGUGUGUGUGUUAGACACAUCUGUACUGAGUACUGAGUGUUCUUGUGUGUCUUAUUUAUUGACCUUAUUCUUCACUCGUGUGUGCGUGUAGUGCGCAAGCGCUGAGAUCCAUGAUGGAUGAAGGAGUUUAUGAUGUUGUGGAUCAGAAGAGAUCUUAGCAGGAACUUCAGAGGAACAACACACAGAGAUGGCGAGCGAUCGUAUGGCCAUCCUCACUGACGAUGAGGAGGACCAGAAGAGGAGAUACGUUCUGGCUGAGCCAUUUAAUACUUUGUCACUGGGAACAGCAAACAGCACCCCGCCAAGCCAAACACCAUCGUCUACCUCAACCGAAUCGCCGCCCCCUCUGUCCUCUUCCAGUCCAGACUGCUUGGAGCGGGUCUGCCUGAAAAUAGAUGAGCGCCUCCUCAUCUCCAAGAUCUUCUACUUCUUCUUCUAUGCUGCCUACGGUUCCCUACACCCCCUCUUGGCUGUCUAUUACAAGCAGCUGGGCAUGACUCCGAGCCAGAGUGGCCUCCUUGUUGGGAUCCGCUACUUCAUCGAGUUCUGCAGUGCACCAUUUUGGGGAAUUGUAGCUGACCGCUUCAACAAGGGCAAGGCCGUGCUGCUGUUUUCCGUCUUCUGCUGGGUGGUGUUCAACUCUGGCAUCGUUUUCGUCAAACCGGCAAACAUGACCUGCAUAGAGAUCGGAUUGCAGAACUUAACGACUCCGAGUCCCUCGGGGAACCACACAAGUGACAACACAAGCAUGUCUCUCUUCACUACAACUACACCUAAAGAGUACACAAUCGUUUUCGACAAAAGCCAAGUAGAUACCAUUUUCCUUGUGAUCUUGCUUGUGAUCAUCUUCGGGGAAUUCUUCAGUGCACCGGCUGUGACCAUCGUCGACACAGUGACCCUGCAGUACCUGGGAAGGCAGCGUGACCGCUAUGGCCUUCAAAGAAUGUGGGGUUCUUUAGGCUGGGGUAUAGCCAUGUUAUCUGUCGGCAUCUGGAUCGACCACACACACAUCAACUUGAUCGUCCAGGGGGCUGGCUGCAUCCUGCCAGACUACAAGAACUAUCAGAUCGCCUUCAUUGUCUUUGGUGUGCUGAUGACUUUAGCCCUUAUCGUUGCAACACAGUUCCGAUUUGACUCCAGGUCUGGGGCUGAUCCAUCAGAACCGGAUGUGAAGCAACAGGUGGAAAUCCCUCAUGUGGUCCAGAACACAUCUGAGUCCAGCAUGGAGGAAGUCCCAGUGUGUCCCAGGCCUAACAACCACCCUGGGUUUCCAUUCAAGGACAUGAUCCGUUUGCUGUGUGGGAUCCGGUACGGCUCCGUGCUAUUUGUGGCCUGGUUCAUGGGCUUUGGUUACGGCUUCGUGUUCACGUUCCUGUAUUGGCAUUUGGAGGACCUGAAAGGGACCACCACAUUGUUCGGCGUGUGCUCUGUGCUUAGCCACGCCUCUGAGCUCGCCGCCUACUUCAUCAGCCACAAACUCAUCGAACUUGUUGGCCACAUCAGAGUCCUGUAUAUCGGGUUGGCCUGUAACACCGCACGCUACCUGUAUAUCUCCUACCUGGAAAACGCUUGGGUAGUUCUUCCCAUGGAGGUCCUUCAAGGUCUGACCCAUGCGUCCGUGUGGGCGGCGUGUAUCUCGUACCUGAGCGCAGCGGUUCCCCCGGCUCUGAGGACAUCUGCACAGGGAAUCCUGCAGGGCCUGCACCUGGGGCUGGGGCGUGGCUGUGGAGCCAUGGUCGGAGGCGUGUUCGUCAACUUCUUUGGUGCUGCUGAAACGUUCCGAGGUUUAGGAAUGGCGUCUCUGAUCAUCCUGCAUUUUGCCCUGAUUCAGACCCUCAUCGGGCCGAGCGAUAGCAGGAGAGACCCGAUGCUAGCUGAGAACAUUCCGGUACCUUCGAGUCCGGUUCCCAUCGCCACCAUCGACCUGGUGCAGAACCAGGAGAUGAAAGUCGAGACCAUCACCAACGCCGAGGUCAAAACGAACACUGCCGCAGCCCCUGCUCUCAAGAAGACCAAGUUCCAGGAAGAGCAGGAGGACGUGACCAAGCCAGCAUGGGUGGUGUCCACGUCCCCCUGGGUUACCAUGUCCUACGCCCUUUACCAGAUCAAAGAAAUGAUGUCCUCCAUCAGGGGCAACCGUCCUCCGGGGGAGUUCGGCCCACAGGGGGAAGGUACUGAGCCGGUGUCUGCAGCCCCAUCUGCUGAAGAACCUCCUCCAGGUGCUUUCACCAGUGCUCCAGAGCAGGUCUCUUCUGUUGAUGCUCCUGAACAACCAAAAUCUGAUCGCCCAGUCCCAGAUCCCCCGGUCGUUUCCGUUACCCCGGUCUCCGAACCCCCAGUCUCCGAACCUCCGGUCUUCGAUCCCCCAGUCCCAGAUCAUCCUAUCCACAAUCGACCAAGCUCUGAUCAUCCCAUCCCCGAUUGCCCAGUCUCUAAUCACCCAGUCCCCGAACGUCCUGUCCAAGAUGGUCCCAUGUCCCAUCACACAGACUCUGGACAACCAUCAAAAGAUCCACAGAAGAUCUCCACCAAAGACCUGGGGCCUGCACCCAUACCAGACUCACUCCAGAAUCCCCCUGACCCAUGACAUAUGCACACAGACAAAAAAAAAUCACUUUGUAAACACCUUUAAAUGUAAAUAAGCGAGUACUGUACAGGUAUCUGGACCGAACGCUGAUGUUAGUUAAUGCAGUAAAUCAUGCAUCGAUUUGCACUGUAAGGUCGGGGUUUACACAUUACAACAUUGCGACGCACACAAAACGUUUACCCCUACCGUAUUUAUUAUCUCACACCACAACCACACCACGUUCUUCACAAUUCUGGGUUUUUAAUGAGGCUGCUUUCACACUCGACAUCAACCAAAACCACGUUUCUUUAUUACGUUACCUGACAGUUUAUAAAUCCCCAAAACUGAGCAUCGAAAAAAUACGAGGAACAGCAUUUCUUCAGCCUGAGGUCAUUUCCUGUUUACUGAUUGAUGCACUUUGCUAACCUGUCUGAGAGCGAAACUACAAAGCAAAGCUAACACGAAGCCUAGAAUGUAGCAAUUGAUUUUCCCGCCGAUUGAUUAGUGCGUUACUAGGUUUAUUUUUAUUAUUAAUUAGCAAUACAAAGUAGCUUUUUUUUUAAAGUGACUUCAUAAGGCCACGCCCAGUCACACUGCACACCCGCAAGAGAAAAACUCCGCUAACAGAGUUUAAAUAAUGAAAAUGUAUUACCAUUCCAACCAAAACACUGUCCUGGUUUCCUCUGCAUUACUGACCAUCAUGACAGGAUGCUAGUCUAGUUCAAUAGCAGACACUAGCUAGCACUAGAGUGUGAACAGAGUUGCUACGGUAACAAUGCUACAAGCAUCACAUCAGCUAUUUUUCCCCUUGUAAAAUAACUUUAAAAACAUUCCUGAGAGGAAAAAAACCUGGAAAGAAGAAAGAAAUUAUUCUAGAAGGUACAGACCACCACCAUCAUCACCACCACCAUCCUCAUGACCUCAAUCCAUGUUUCUGUUAACAAUAAAAGUUUGAUGAGAGAAA
Silurus meridionalis is the source of this 3554-nucleotide messenger RNA. RefSeq names its product major facilitator superfamily domain-containing protein 6-like. Gene Ontology annotation, biological process: antigen processing and presentation of exogenous peptide antigen via MHC class I. Lineage: Eukaryota; Metazoa; Chordata; Actinopteri; Siluriformes; Siluridae. The record is from RefSeq and is a predicted model, not a curated record. Gene Ontology annotation, cellular component: plasma membrane.